AUGCUUCCUGCUAACGUUGAUCUGCUGGUUGAUACAGGGUCGAUACAGCGCAUCCUCCGACGAUCAUCAACUCUAUCAUGUUCAAAUAGCCUGGUGCGUUCUCUUUUGAGCCCUAUAUUCAAACAAUGGAAGUUUUCGUGUACAAUAAGAAAGCAAUGCAUUGCAAGUAUAAAUGACAAACUUCUGAGGGAAGUUUGCAGGAACCAACCUUGCAAUGUAAUGGCAAUUUCGACUGAAGUUUUGCCUUGGAAUGAACUUCAGAUGCUAGGGAGAGCUGGUACCAUGCCAAAAAACAUAAGAAACAAUCCUGAUGACUGGUUAUAA
Messenger RNA from Dovyalis caffra, 324 nucleotides. Lineage: Eukaryota; Viridiplantae; Streptophyta; Magnoliopsida; Malpighiales; Salicaceae. The record is from the annotation of a GenBank genome assembly.